Molecule: messenger RNA, 2915 nt
Organism: Mirounga angustirostris (Northern elephant seal)
Lineage: Eukaryota; Metazoa; Chordata; Mammalia; Carnivora; Phocidae
Gene: ALG2
Product: ALG2 alpha-1,3/1,6-mannosyltransferase
Exons: 2
Coding region: 12-1298 (428 amino acids)
Cellular component (GO): endomembrane system
Molecular function (GO): alpha-1,3-mannosyltransferase activity; GDP-Man:Man(1)GlcNAc(2)-PP-Dol alpha-1,3-mannosyltransferase activity
Source: RefSeq, a predicted model, not a curated record
CGGGACGGAGCAUGCGCGGAAGCCCGGUAGGGCGCGGGCCGCUGACCAUGGCGAAGAAGCGGGGCCAAGACGAAGACCCUGGUCCCAGCCCGUCGGUGCUGUUCCUGCACCCGGACCUGGGCGUGGGCGGCGCCGAGCGGCUAGUGCUGGACGCGGCAUUGGCGCUGCAGGCGCGCGGAUGUAGCGUCAAGAUCUGGACGGCGCACUACGAUCCCGGCCACAGCUUCGCGGACAGCCGCGAGCUGCAGGUGCGCUGCGCCGGGGACUGGCUCCCGCGCAGCCUGGGCUGGGGCGGCCGCGGCGCCGCGGUCUGCGCCUACGUGCGCAUGAUCUUCCUGGCGCUCUACGUGCUGUUCCUCGGGGACGUGGAGUUCGACGUGGUCGUGUGCGACCAGGUGUCUGCCUGCAUCCCAGUGCUCAAGCUGGCCAGACGGCCCAAGAAGAUCCUGUUUUAUUGUCACUUCCCAGAUCUGCUGCUCACCAGGAGAGAUUCUUUUCUGAAACGCUUAUACAGGGCCCCGAUGGACUGGAUAGAGGAAUACACUACAGGCAUGGCGGACUGCAUCUUAGUCAACAGCCGGUUUACAGCUGCCGUUUUUAAGGAAACAUUCAAGUCCCUGUCUCACAUAGACCCCGAUGUCCUCUACCCAUCUCUGAAUGUCACCAGCUUUGACUCUGCUGUUCCUGAAAACCUCGAUGACCUCGUCCCUAAGGGGAAGAAAUUCCUCUUCCUCUCCAUCAACAGAUACGAAAGGAAGAAAAACCUGACUUUGGCACUGGACGCCCUAGGAAAACUGCGUGGAAGGUUGACAUCCCAGGACUGGGACAAGGUUCAUCUAAUCAUGGCAGGUGGUUAUGAUGAAAGAGUCCUGGAGAAUGUGGAACACUAUCAGGAAUUGAAGGAAAUGGUCCAGCAGUCCGACCUUGGACAGUGUGUGACCUUCCUGCGCUCUUUCUCAGACACACAGAAAAUCGCACUCCUCCAAGGCUGUACCUGUGUGCUUUACACACCAAGCAAUGAACACUUUGGCAUCGUCCCUUUGGAGGCCAUGUACAUGCAGUGCCCGGUCAUUGCCGUGAAUUCGGGUGGGCCCUUGGAGUCCGUCAUCCACAGCGUCACAGGGUUUCUGUGUGAGCCUGACCCAGUGCACUUCUCAGAAGCGAUGGAAAAGUUCAUCCACGAACCUUCCUUAAAAGCCACAAUGGGACUGGCUGGGAGAGCCAGGGUGAAGGAAAAGUUUUCCUCUGCAGCUUUUACAGAACAGCUCUACCAGUGUAUCACCAAACUGCUGGUAUAAUCCUACUUUUUAAGGGCCUGUAUGCUGUAUUCAUUAGUAUCAUUUUUUGUAGAUUGUAGCCUCACUUUUGAAACCGAGAAAGAAACCUAGAGUCCAUUGCAGAAGCGAUUAAAAGAAAAAUAAACUUGAAUCUUGAACCUGAGCCACUUUCCUAUGCACAGCACCUUUCCAUCUACUUUUUCAGAAAAAUGAAAUAUCUUUUAUGCUAUAAUUAUUCCACGUGUUCAUCAAAAAACUUCAGUUAUAUUUUCUCUAGGUUAUAGUUGCUUUGCCUUACUUGGCACACUAUAGUUGGAGCGUAUCAUCAUUAAAGUCAAUUAAUUUGGGUUCAUAGCAUAAUGAGAACAGGGUCACCAUAGUACCCAAAAUCAAUGCACCUAAGCAUUUACUAUCCUCUGUUUGGAAAUUUUUGUUAGUCAUACCUUUGCCUGGAUCCAUAGCAAAAAUGUUCUGUACUUUUUUACAAAGAUGAUUUAUUAUAUUUUUGCACACUGAGAUGUGACAAUAAAAUAUGGUUAUCAUAGGAAAAGAAAGGAUACUAGAUUCAGGCCUCUGUGAUCUGUUUAGUAUUGUUAGGACUGUGGAUAGCCAAGCCUGAAGUCUGAAACUAGAGUAAACCAGAUGGUGAAGUAAGGGUACAUCGUCACUCAUGGGUGUGCCUCUUACGUAUGUUUGCUUUCUUCGUGUCAUCUGAGUCAUCGGCUUUGUUAAUGUUGGUGUUUGGCUAAGUAAGCUCCUACUAGUGUAAGACACAAUUGCUGUGUGUCCUUCAAGCCCUGCCUCAGAUGCCAUGGCUGUGGAGCUUUCCUCGACCCUCCUCUCUCCUCCUUCCUCCCAGCCUGCAUGUGGUCUUCCUCUUCGUGGACCCUAGCCCUUUUGUGCCACCGACCAGUCUUACAGUUCCUUACUUACCUGUUGGCCUAAGUACAAAUAAACGUAAAGCACUUUUCAACAUAUCUCUACAGCUAAAUUCUUUUUUUUUUUACCAUUUUUUUAAAUUCUAGCCCUACAUGGGACUUGAACUCACGACCCCAAGAUCAAGAGUCCCAUGCUCUACCAACUGAUGGAGUCAGGUGCCCCAAAAGCUAAAUUCAUUUUUUAAAAAAAGAGCAAUGAUCACUAGCCAAAGGCUCCACAUUCAUCAAUUCUAAGAGUAUAGAACUGAGAGCUUAACAGCCUGUGUGACCUUGGACAAAUUACUUCAUUUCUGUGCCUCAGCUUCAUCUGAUAUAAUAUUCUACAUUCUUCAUAAAGUAGUUAUGGCAGAUUACAUAAUAUAUGUAAAGUACUUAAAACAGUACUUGGCUCAUGGUAUGGGCUAUAUAAAUGUUAGCUAUUUUGUAAUUUGGGGAUAUUGAAAACCUGUAGAAAUUCCAUGUGGGUUCACGCUGCACUACUGUUUUGUUCUUUGGGUUUUUUUUUAACAGAACGAAACUUCAGGUUGUAAUAUAUCAUAUUAGUGUGUAUCACAGAAGUAUUUUAUGAAACGAAAUGACUACCGAAAAGGAGUUCUCUAAAACGAGAGUCAAAUAUAUUGUCUUGUAUGGAAUGAAAAGUUGAGUUUGUUUUUCUUUGUCAUCGUGAAAGCCUACAGUCCAAUAAAGUAGGUCAUCCCCA